Messenger RNA from Trichechus manatus latirostris (Florida manatee), 4083 nucleotides. RefSeq names its product shugoshin 2 (gene SGO2). NCBI's taxonomy places the organism in Eukaryota, Metazoa, Chordata, Mammalia, Sirenia, Trichechidae. Gene Ontology annotation, biological process: meiotic sister chromatid cohesion. The transcript is spliced from 8 exons. The coding region runs from base 1 to 4035 and encodes 1344 amino acids. The record is from RefSeq and is a predicted model, not a curated record. Gene Ontology annotation, cellular component: chromosome, centromeric region; kinetochore.
AUGGAGUCCCCAGUGUUGGAAACUGGCCCACUUUUUACCUCAAGAAUUAAGAGACAUGUGAAAGACAAAAGAAUUUCAAAGACUGCUAAAUUGAAUGUUUCUCUAGCUUCAAAAAUCAAAACAAAAAUAAUAAACAAUUCUUCCAUUUUAAAAAUUUCUCUAAAGCAUAACAACAGGGCAUUAGCUCAGGCUCUUAGUAAAGAGAAAGAGAAUUCUCGAAGACUUACAACUGAAAAGAUGCUGUUGCAAAAAGAAGUGGAGAAAUUGAAUUUUGAGAACACAUUUCUUCGCCUAAAGCUAAAUAAUUUGAAUAAGAAGCUUAUAGAAAUAGAAGCACUCAUGAACAAUAACUUGAUAACUGCAAUUGAAAUGAGCAGUCUUUCUGAGUUCCAUCAGAGUCCCUUUGUACUGCCAGCUAGCCAGAAGAAACGAGUUAGUAAACAGUGCAAUUUGAUGCGCCUUCCAUUUGCAAGGGUUCCGUUAACUUCAAAUGAUGAUGAGGAUGAUGAGGAUGAUAAAGACAAAAUGCAGAGUGACAACAAUGUUAUGUCAAAGUCAUCACCUGAUAUUUCUUCUUUGGCAUCAAUAAGACAACCUUUAUCAACUCAGUAUAAUUUGGAAUUGUCGUUUCUCAAAGAAAGUAACCUGAAUGUGCAUGGUUUAGAGGAUUCAGAACAUAUUUCUUCUGUUGUUGAUGUACUUUACAAAGAAAGCCGUUCUCAUUCAGACCAGAGUUUCAAGAGUUCCCAAAUGAGUGAGACGAAAAGUGUCCAGUCCAUCAGCCACAGAAAGGAGAAUCCAUCUCCUAGUAAUGUGACUGAAAGGAAGAAGCAUGUACCAUCUUGGGAGUCAAAUAAUCCCUCUGCAAACACUCCCUUUGUGGCAGAUUUAGAUCAACAAGUGAUUCCAAGUCCAGAUUUAAACUGGAGUAAUGAGAUAAAUAAUCAGACUAAUGAAACAAAUACUAAAAUGCAAAGAGAGGUCCAGUGCGUUCCUGGCUCAUCUUCUGAGUCUGUAAGUGAACCUAAUGCAGAGGGGAUGGAUAAAGUCCAGGGUAAUGAUGACUUACAAUUGCAGAAAACUGUGUAUGAUGCUGACAUGGAUUUAACUGCUGGUGAAGUAAGCAAAAUUAUUACAGUUUCAACACAUGCUAAAAAUAGAAGUAAUAAAAAAACAAAUGAUUGUGGAAUGAAAACUUUCAGAAAAGUGAAAGAUUCAAACUCUAAAAAAAAGAGAGAAAGAUCAAAGAGACAAUUUAAAAAUAGUUUGGAUGUAGAUAUCGAGGAAAAGAUUCAAAACAGGCCAGAAGGAUCUGCUUUUGUAGAUGGCAAAGGUGAUUCAGAAGAUCCAGACUUUAUUUUCAAUUCUGAACAGCUGGCUCACCUGAACAUACUGAAGAAAAUAACCCUUCAUAAUGAUUUGGAUCGAGAUGACAGACAAAGUACACAGUAUGAUGAAAAGAAAAGAACGUAUUUAAUGAAUGAGCAAGAGGAAAUAUGCUCUUUCUCCCAAAGUUGUGAUAAAUUCCAGCAGGAGAAUAAAUUUGAUAUGGGUCAGAUUUCCCUUACCUGUAAUAAAAGUAAAGCUUCGAGACAGACAUUUGUAAUUAAUAAGUUAGAAAAACGUAACUUAAUCCCAAACCAUAAGGAUAAAGAAACCAUUUCUGAAAACAUAGAAAUCACAAAUGAAUUUCAAACAGCUGAUCUUUCCACCAAAGAUAAUGGAAAUUUACAUAAUUGUGAGACCCAGCAUAUGUUAGGCUUGAAAAAGCAUGUCACCAAUAUGCAACCUAUUCAGCAAAGUGAAUCAAAAGUAAAUAAGAAGCUUAGGCAGAAAGUAAAUCGGAAGACAGAAAUAAUUUCUGAAAUGAACCAAAUAUAUGAGAAUAAUGAUAAAGAUGUGCAUGACCUAGAAAAAGUUGACUUUUUCUUCCAAACACAAGAGAAUAAAGAAACCAUCUCUGGAAAUGUAGAAGUCUCAAGUGAGUUUAAAACACUUACUCUUUCCACCAGAGAUAAUGGAAACCUGUGCAAUUGGGAGAUCCAGAAUGUGUUGGGUUUGCAAAAGCAGAUCACCGGUAUGUACCCGGUUCAGCAAAAUGAGUCAAACGUAAAUAAGAAGCUUAGGCAGAAAAUAAAUCGUAAGACAGAAAUAAUUUCUGAAAUGAAUCAUACAGAUAAUGACAAAGGUGUUCAUUGUCCAGAAAAGGGUAACUUUUUCCUCCUAACCCAAAAGGAUAAAGAAACCAUUCUUGAAAACCUAGAAGACUCAAAUGGGUUUCAAAUACCUGAUCUUUCCACCAAAGAUACUGGAAACCUAUGUGAUCAUGAGACUCAGAAUAUUUUGAGGGUGAAAAAGCACGUUCAUGAUAUACAACCUGCUUGUCAAAAUGAAUCAAAAAUAGAUAAGCUUAGGCAGAAGGUAUGUCGGAAGACAGAAAUAAUUUCUGAAAUGAACCAAAUAUAUGAGAAUAACCCAGAAAAAGGUAACUUCUUUCCUGUAACCCAGAAGGAUAAAGAAACCACCCCUGAAAACCUGGAAGAUGCAAAUGGGUUUCAAAUCGCUGAUUCUUCCACCAGAAGUAAUCGAAACCUAUGUAAUUAUGAGACCCAGAAUAUGUUGGGCUUGAAAAAGCAUGUCACUGAUAUGCAACCUGCUCAGCAGAAUGAAUCAAAAAUAAAUAAGAAGCUUAGGCAGAAAGUAAAUCGGAAAACAGAAAUAAUUUCUGAAAUGAAGCUAAUAAAUGACUAUAAUAACGAAAGUGUGCAUGACCCAGUAAAAGGUAACUUCUUUUCCCUAACCCAAAAGGAUAAAGAAACCAUUUCUAAAGACCUAGAAACCGCAAAUGAAUUUCAAACAACUGAUCCUUCCACCAGAGAUAAUGGAAAUGCAUAUGAUUAUGAGACCCAGAAUAUGUUCAGUUUGAAAAAGCAGGUCACAGACAUGCAACCUGCUCAGCAGAAUGAAUCAAAAACAAAUAAGAAAUUUAGGCAGAAAGUAAAUAGGAAAACAGAAGUAAUUUCUGAAAUGAACCAAAUGUAUGAGAACGACGACAAAGAUAUGCAUGGUCCAGACAGCAAUCUUGAUUUUAAAAUAAGUAAAUCUAAAUGGAGACCUGAAUGCCAAGGCAUUAGCAGAGGAUACUGUAUGGAAAUCAACAGUAAUGAAAAGGAAAAUUGUGAUCAAAUUCCAAAUCCUUACAAACUAGUUAAAAAGCAUAGGAAAGAAUCAUCAGGCAAGGCAAAGAACAUUUUGGCUAAAGGUAAGCACAAAACUAGUUUGCAGUUAACAGAUUCUUCACAGACUUCCAUCUCGUUAGAAUCAGGUUUAAAACAAAUUACUAAUGAGCCAGAUUCUAAUGCUAGAAACCAAACUGAACUACCUAAGAAUCAGAGGCAAAGCACUAGAACUCUGAAUAAAAAAAGAGAUUUACCCUUUGUAGAAGUGAGAGAAGGAGAAUGCCAGGUCAAAAAAGUAAAUAAAAUGACACCCAAAUCAAAGAAAAGGAAGACUGUCAUAGAUCCUUCUCCAGAUAGUAAUGAACAAAUGGAGAUAACAUCAAACACUGUUCAGGGAAAGUCAGUUGAAUCUGAACAAACUGAUAAGGAAAAAAUUUUGGAGAAUGAGAAAAUUGUCAAAAUUGAGCCAGAGUUUUACAGAAAGGUAUUUAAACCUUUAUCUCAAAUAUGUUUAUCGAAAAUGCAAGAUUCUUUUAACACUGUUCUUGAGGAUUCACUACCUUUGAGUAUUUCUUCUAGUAAAAAUACAAUAAGAGAAAGUUUUGUUCUGACGGGCUCACCAGUCUUUCAAGUAAGUGAUGAUGUACAUGAGAAGAUGAGAGAGAUUAAAGUCAUCCAGAGAACACAAAAAUCAGGAACAGGUGAUAGAACGCUACAGGACUUGACAAAUACCAGUUUUGUUUCUAAAUCUGAAAAUAAGGCAGAAGAUCCAUCUUCAGAACUGCCAGGCAGAAGAAGAAGAUGUAUUCCUCUCUCUUUAAAAGAGCCAAGUCUCAAAAGGAAGAUGAGAAGAUGAGGUGAAUUUAUGGAUAUUGGUUUUCUGAAUUCGCAAAGCAUAAAGAGU